GAAUAAUAAAAAUUAUUCCAAAAAAAUCCUCCAUAUUCUUCUCCCCUACCCCUCUAGUUAUGUGCUGUUCUCUGUCUGGUUUGUGAAGACGACUCGUAAAAAUCAUCUAAAAGAAUUCCCAUAAUCAGAUCUAAAAAAAAUGCUUCCUAUUACGGCGUCGUUUUCUUCUGAUUCAUCCAUGGAUCUACUCUAGUAAAUUUUCAAUAACAUAUUGAACAAUUUUUCCGGUAAAUUAUUCCUAAUGGAUUUGGAUGAAUUCCGGUUGAUACUAUCGGAGUCCAAGGUAGAUGUAUGGACCAUGAUGGAUGCGGCGAUAUCUGUUGCUGCAGUCGACUGUGCAGAUGAAUUGAAACGUCGACGUGAUGGAAUCGUUGAAAAACUCUACUUCACGCGCUCCCGGAGCUCAGAUGACGUUGGUAAUGGCCAGCAUAGGUUAGAUAACGGUACUAGAAAUGUGGAGAUGAUGAUGAAUAAGAGUCCGUUAACACCGGAGUCUAAUCAACGGGAGAAGGAGAAUAGUAAUGACAAGAAUGAAGAAGAGGAAGAUGCAGAUCCGUAUGGAGGACUGUUUGAUGAUGAUGAUGAACAAACUCAAAUUCUAACAAUCAAACAACAGCUUGAAAAUCCACAGCUGUCGGAUGAGGAUGUGGUUGACCUGCUUCAAAAUUUAGCAGAUAUGGAUAUUACAUUCCAAGCUCUUCAGGACACUGAUAUUGGAAGGCAUGUGAAUCAAUUGAGGAAGCAUCCAUCAAGUGAAGUUAGGAGAUUGGUGAAGAUGCUUGUUAGAAAAUGGAAAGGAACUGUUGAUGAUUGGGUUAGGCUCAACCCGCCUGAGCAACAUGAGUCUGCAAAUCUUAUUGCUGCUGAUGACGACUCGCCCCAACAGAGUGUACGGAGGAAUCAACAGAAUGGUAAUCAUCAGGUUCCUGACUUUGCAUACUCACCGAAUCCUCGAAAUGGGAGUUCGAGCUCGGACAGGAAUAAUUCAGAAUCAGAGUACAAGCCUAAACCAGUUCCCCAACGGAAUGUAACCCCUACUAGACCACUGCAGUCUGCUCCUAAACCUGUUUCGGCUCCUCCCCCAAGUAGACCUCUUCCGAGGGAAUCCGCUAUAGAUAUUGAGAGGCUGAAUUCAGCAAGAAGACGGCUUCAGGAGAAUUACCAAGAAGCUCAAAAUGCUAAAAAGCAAAGGACAAUACAGGUGAUGGAUAUUCAUGAGAUUCCAAAACCAAAGAACGGCUUCAUUGCCAAGAAUAAAGGCGGCUUUCAGAGCAGGCAUCAUCAUCGUUGAGAUAAAAAAGCCCCCUCCCUGUCUGUGUGUACAAUACUACUGUUCCUCAGCUUUAAAGUUCAAAACUCUGCAUCUUUUGUGAUAACAGGGCCUUUUUCUUUCCAAUCAAAAAACUAUUUACUCCUCCUAUACUUUUUUUGGUUAACUAAUCUAUAUAGCUUUUGUUCGAA
Molecule: messenger RNA, 1461 nt
Organism: Solanum lycopersicum (tomato)
Lineage: Eukaryota; Viridiplantae; Streptophyta; Magnoliopsida; Solanales; Solanaceae
Product: probable mediator of RNA polymerase II transcription subunit 26c
Cellular component (GO): nucleus
Source: RefSeq, a predicted model, not a curated record